AUGCUUGCACAGCGCACAACUCUCACGGAGUCCCAGCUAAUUGACCUCUGGCUGAGGACCCAAGCCCAGAAGGCAAACACCCAAAAUCACUGGAAUUACUACAGGAUAUUGGAGGCUCAUGAUAGGGCCACAGCAUAUGCAGGCACGAGGCAAACAGUUUUGCAGCAUUCAGCCGACUUUGCAAAAGCCAGAAGAAGAAUAAUACAAACACGCAUUGUCACUUAUUGGGAUUGUGAGGCUGCAAUUGUCAUGGCUGGCAGCUGUGUCAACCAGGAUGUCACAUUGGCCUUCCUCCAUGCUACCUCAGGAGCGGAGAAUCAAGAACCUAUGUGCAAAGGCUCAUCAGAGGCACUAGAGGGAGCUGGCAACAAGAAGGAUGUCCCUGUGGUCAUCAGAAAGUUGAUAUCAUCACAGCUUGCGGGUCUUGGCCAUGACUUUGUGUCUGGAAAAUUGUUUCCCUGGAAAGGUAUGGUGAAAGAACUAGCAAAAAGAGGGAUCACAUGUAUUAAUUGGCACAAUGGUGUGCUCCUUCCAGGAGAUGAACAAUGCAACACUGCCAAGCCCAAAGGGAUCUUGGACCUCACUCUUUCUGAGCGUAGCAUCCUUGUUAACAGCCUGCAGGACAAAAGUUCAAAGCACCUACACUUCAAAUGUGUCCCAGACAUGAAAAAACCCAUCAUCCAGGGUGCUGCACCCCUCCAUGACUCCCUUAACUUGCAUGGUCUGAGGAAAUUUUACAAGGGCAGUGUGGAUCACAAGGAGGAGCCCCGAGAGAUUGAUCACUCUGGAAGUAAGGUCAAAAGGCCAAAAAAGAAAGUACCCUCUGCACCAAGUAUCACAACCAUCAGUGGUGUCGAAGAACAAGAGGAGGAGGAGGCUCCCAAGGAACCUCCGGCCCAGAAGGUGUUCAGAACAUCCAGGCAGGUCACCAGAAUGGUUGACCGCAAGGGAAUGGGCCUUGCUCUGUCUGAUUCCAAAGAUAAUAAUUCUCACAAUGAGCAGGAAGAUGAUGAUAAUAGCAACCAUGAUGUUAAGCUUGGUCAUAAGUGUAAGGCCAAGGCUGCCCCAUCCACAUAG
Serpula lacrymans var. lacrymans S7.9 is the source of this 1077-nucleotide messenger RNA. RefSeq lists its product as uncharacterized. The transcript is spliced from 8 exons. The record is from RefSeq and is a predicted model, not a curated record. Lineage: Eukaryota; Fungi; Basidiomycota; Agaricomycetes; Boletales; Serpulaceae. Bases 1 to 1077 code for a protein of 358 amino acids.